UCCAACAGUGAUACAUCUGAGAAUUUUCUGUUUUAAUAAUCAAGAAUAUUUGAGCUCCCAGAUGAAUUCCUCAUCUUUGAACUUCAACAUGUCCAGGACCCUGACUUACAGAGAUUCUCCAGGCACUGCUGUGGCAAAGAAUGUGCUCAUUAUGGCUCUGGGCAUUUCCAUCAACUAUAUCAAUGGAACACUGAUUCACACCUUCAGAAAACACCAAAUAUUUUACAUGAAUCCUCGUUACAUCCUUUUCAUCCAUCUGGUGGUAAAUGAUAUGAUCCAGUUGACUGCAUCAAUCAGCCUAUUUGUCAUUAGUUACGUCUUCUACAAAAUCAACGCCUCCUUCUGUUGCUUUAUCGUAACCUUUGCUGUUUUCACCACUGUCAAUACUCCUUUAAAUUUAGCCCUGAUGGCGGUGGAGUGCUACAUUGCUGUUUGUUUCCCGUUGCGACAUGCUGAACUCUGCACCAUAAAACGAACAUAUUUUCUCAUAGGUUGUAUUUGGGUUUUGAGUGCAGCAUCGAUUUUACCAGACAUAUUUAUUAUCCUUGCAACAGAGCCUCUAUGGUUAUUUCACGCCACAAUAUUUUGCCAAAGAGACAACCUGUUCCGACGGCCAAUAAAUAUACAAAAAAGGGAUGUUUCUCAUAUAAUUUUUUUAACUGGAGUUUGGUUCACCCUUUUCUUUACCUACUUCAGGAUAUUUUUUGUUGCUCAAGCUGCUAACUCAGCUAAAGGAAAAGCAAAAAGUGCCAGAAAUACCAUCCUGCUUCAUGGAGUUCAGCUGCUUUUGUGUAUGCUAACAUAUGUAGCUCCUUUGGCACAAAAGAUUUUUUUGUUCCUGGCUCCUGCAUAUUCUGUCCAGAUCCUUUUUGUUUUGUACAUAUUGAUCCAGAUUCUGCCCAGGUUGGUCAGUCCUAUUGUGUAUGGGCUACGAGACUGCACAUUCAAACAGUACUUGGGGAAGUAUUUUCUGUGUACUGUUAGAGCAGCCAAUAAACUGCAUCCAUCAGCGAAGCUUUCAGUAUCCUGAAUUGGAUCAUUUUAAAGCAUUUGGUUUCCUGUCCUGUACUUAGAUAAAGCAAUCAUACAAAUGAUUUUGAAAUCAUUCAAAUAUGGGAAAAAAAUAGAUCCGUGUAAUUUCACAAUUAAACAUUUUGUGAAUCAUACCAUAAAUCGAAGUAUUUUCAAAUCUAAAAACUAUAUUGCUAAAUAUAUCUUAACUGUCUUUUUUUUACGGCCUUGAGGCAGGACCUAUGAGAAAUAUUAUUCUCAUCCAAAUUGUGCAAAUUUUGCUCCUAGCAUCUGUUGCUUGCUCUUUUUCCAACAGUAAGAACGCUGUCAUGGGGAGGAAAGGAACACUAUGCUGAACCUGAGCAGCCUUUUACCUUCCUGAUGUCAUUAGGUGAUAGAACACAUUGCUGGAUGAUGCUUUUCAAAUUAAAGUAAUACAAAUGUAGAUUACAGGUGGAGCUCUCCGUUAUAAAACCCAAAACAUAUCAAGGUGUGUUGUGUCUGCACAGAUAAUGAAACCAUGUAUUAUCUGUUAUUCUCCUUGAGGUGAAACAGAGCAUAUACACUGUAAAAACUAGAAAUCUAGAAAUUAGUAAAAAUGUCUUAAAUUAAGUUUAUUUAACCUUAUUUUGAGUAAGUAAAUGAGACAGUUUG
This is a messenger RNA of Cyprinodon tularosa, 1665 nucleotides long. Its product is annotated as odorant receptor 131-2-like. Gene Ontology annotation, molecular function: G protein-coupled receptor activity. Lineage: Eukaryota; Metazoa; Chordata; Actinopteri; Cyprinodontiformes; Cyprinodontidae. Gene Ontology annotation, biological process: G protein-coupled receptor signaling pathway. The record is from RefSeq and is a predicted model, not a curated record. Bases 62 to 1030 code for a protein of 322 amino acids. The transcript is spliced from 3 exons. Gene Ontology annotation, cellular component: membrane.